GGGCGCUGAAGCAACAUGUUGGAUACCAAAGAAGAAGAAGAAGAAGAAGAAGAAAACAGCCACGCCUAAUUUAAUUAUCCAUCCAACUGAUUGCUGUCCGGACAAUAACCCAAAACUCAACGGAACACUGAGGAAAUAACUUUCAGACAUGUUAUUGCUGUACCUGACACUGUCCUGCGUCGCGUUUGCUAAUUGUGCUGAGAAUGUAAUAAGGUAUUAUGGGGGAUAUUACUCCUUUAAUAUUCGUAGAAAGGCCGAAUAUCUGGAGUUCAUUCCUCUUCACAGUGUAGACCUGCCAAAGGUCCUGUGGAAUCGCUCCGACCCUGCGACAAAUACGGGAGGAAGAGGGCAGUUGAAGCGUAACGAAUGGAAAAUGGAAAACCUCAAUCAGGAUGACAAUGGCCACUACAAAAUCAGAGGAAAAGAAAAAGAUGUGAUGUCUUGGGUGUGGCUCGAAGUAAAAGCAACCAUGAACUACUAUGAAGCAAUGGAGGAUGAGAUGCUAGUCAUACAUUAUCCUUUUCCUGAUACCCCAUGGACUGUGACUUUUAAACCCAAGGGGGAGAACCAAGAGAAAAUAAUUUUGAAACCAGUCAAAAGGUAUGGAUCGGACCAUUGGACUCUACCACAUAGGACUCAACUUUGGGACUAUGGCAUAGAGAUUAAUCCUGUGGAACUCUCUGACUCCGGCACUUUUGAGUUCAGAGACCCGGAAGGCCACCUGGCUAAGAUUGGGGAUGUUGUGGUAUUGGAGAAAACAGACAAUACUUUUGUUAAUGUUGGUGUUGCUGUUGGAAUAUUCUUUGCACUGUUAGUCGGCUGUUGCUGUGUGAAAAAGUGCUGCUGUAAAAAGAGCUCCUCUAAAGGGGUGGAGACGGCUCCUCCCACUGCAGCUGGACUGGGAUCAUAUAACCCUGCUGUGAAUCAACCUACAGGGCAAAAUUAUACUGCUAGACCUGCUACAAGUUACUCUUAUCAGCCUUAUUCCCUACCUCCCAGAGAACCUACAGCUGAGCCACCGGUGUACAACCCAGUGAACGUCCAUGUGAGCCCCCUUCAACCUGAGGUACAAACACAUACAAAGGAUGCACCUCCAGGAGGGCAAGGAGUCGAUCGAACCUCCACACUUGGCUCUGAUUUCCUCUCCUCAGACCCUGGACCAAGAUUUGAGCUGAGACUGACUUCCCCUUUCCCCCUAAGUGCAGAAUCAAACUUCCCUCAUGUUUAUACCUCUGAUAAACUCAAGUUUUUGCAAGAGGCACAAUAAAAAUGUCAUGAGAUGCAGAGUUUUAAUUCAGCAUUGUGCUUUGUUACUAGCCUUAUUAGUACUUUAUUGGGUCUGAAUAAUAGGUGUGAUAGGUGCACACAAUGAGGAUCAUUUAGAAAAACAAAACAUCACACAUUUACCCUUUGUUUACACAUGACCAGACUGUGGGAUAAAAACCAACAACAACCUGCUGUCAACAAAGGGUUUUGAAACCAGUACAAAAUCAACUCUUGAUAACUGUUUGCUACUCAAUGGUAGAGGGUUAAUUUUAAUUUGAAGUCAUAAUUCAAUUAAAAUUGGAUCCUACAAAUGAUGAGGUAUUUUGUUCACAGGUAAGAAAGAAUAAAGUUCACUUGGUGUAAACACUGUAUUUUUGCUGUGGAGGGAACUGCCUUUACACACAGCAUAACUUGUGUUAUUUACAAUAUGAAUGCCUUUGCCAUUCACUCAGGGUAUUUUAAAAAUACAUCAUGUACACUCUGCCUUUACCAUUCUGCCAAAUACAUUUAAGGGCAUAGAGAGAAGACAGUACUAUGAGGACUGAAAGUGAAUCUGUGUAGCAGAUUUGAAAAAUAGAGGAUUUAAAACACACUUAAACACUCGGGGAUUAUGAACCACUAGACUCAGCAUCCAAACUGCUUUACUGAAAUAAAUAUCAAUAUUUUUACAUAGUUGUUUCUUGCCGAUAUUGUACAAAUUCUGCCUCGGAUAUAUCAGCGUGCCUGUGUGGCUUUAUCAUUACGUUCUCAGAAAUGAUGUGAUAUUUUUAUUGGGGUUUCUCUUUGUCAAAAUGUUAAUACAACAGGAAACCGUUACACUCGAUAUGUUUUGUUGUUUACUUGUAUAUUUUGUGUAAGGUGGAGCUUUUUGACCAGAAGUUCUUCUUGUGGUUUUGAGAAACUACCUGCUUGUUAAGCCAUCAUAUCAAUUUUAAAACCAUAGUCAAAUCAAAACAAACAGCUGUCUGUUUGAAUUGUAAAAGAGUGUUACUAUAUUUUGACUGGUGUUUUUUAACAUAGUAUUUCUCGUGGUUUUUUUAAUGUUAAAAAAUGAAUUGCCUAACUGGUGCCGGGUACCUGGCAUCCUCCUUGCUCUGCCACCUCUCCUGCAUGUGUGUGGUUGUUUGUGCAGGUAUAUCGUAGAUGCUUGAGCAUGUAUAUCCUCUGUGUGUGUGUAAUGUGUGUGUAAAUACCACAGAGUGGGGAAAGAAAUUUCCCUUCAAGGUAUUAAUAAAGUAUGUCUUAUUUUUCUUCUUCUUCUGGACUGUAUUGAAUCCCAGAGAAAAGCUGCUAUUACCUGUAUUUACCAAGGUAAUGUAAUGUUGUGUCAAAUUUCAUCCCAACCACAUGUUUGCAUUAGUGUAAUGUAUGUAUGUAUGUAUGUCAAUAGAAACGAAAGUAAAAGUAUUAACACAACCAUA
Messenger RNA from Eleginops maclovinus (Patagonian blennie), 2687 nucleotides. RefSeq lists its product as uncharacterized. The record is from RefSeq and is a predicted model, not a curated record. Lineage: Eukaryota; Metazoa; Chordata; Actinopteri; Perciformes; Eleginopidae. Bases 149 to 1267 code for a protein of 372 amino acids. The transcript is spliced from 8 exons.